Messenger RNA from Archocentrus centrarchus (flier cichlid), 2071 nucleotides. RefSeq names its product MUS81 structure-specific endonuclease subunit (gene mus81). Gene Ontology annotation, molecular function: crossover junction DNA endonuclease activity; 3'-flap endonuclease activity; DNA binding. The coding region runs from base 90 to 1952 and encodes 620 amino acids. The record is from RefSeq and is a predicted model, not a curated record. Lineage: Eukaryota; Metazoa; Chordata; Actinopteri; Cichliformes; Cichlidae. The transcript has 17 exons. Gene Ontology annotation, cellular component: Holliday junction resolvase complex; nucleus. Gene Ontology annotation, biological process: mitotic intra-S DNA damage checkpoint signaling; DNA catabolic process; resolution of meiotic recombination intermediates.
GUGACCGAUGUCAACAAGGAAGUGGGCUGUACCUUUGAAUACAAGGCGCCAGCAGCACUUUUAGAUUCAACAGUGAAAGAUACCGAGGGAUGCCCGCCACCGAGCCGGUCCGGUUGGGUCGGAAACGCGCCCUGCCCUCUUGCCCGAACCCGCUGUUCCUCAAGUGGCUCACCGAGCUCCGGGACGAGGCGAAGGAAAAAGGACUGAAGAUCCAGUACACUUAUCAGAAGGCAAUCAACUCAUUGAAUAAAUAUCCACUGCCGCUGAAGAACGCCAAAGAGGCAAAGAUCCUCCAAAACUUCGGAGACGGCAUCUGUAAGAUACUGGAUGAAAAACUGCAGCGGUAUUAUAGAGAGAACGGUGCUGACGCUCCUAUUCACACUCUCCCCAAAGGAGCGCCCCCUCCUGGCAGAUCAGACAACAACAUCAUCCUGGCUCCAUCUAGAAAGAAGAAUGAUGCAGGUGAUCAAGGAAAGGAUGGAGGAGGUGGAGGAGGGAGGAAGAAGAAGAGGGAGUAUGUGCCCCAGAAGAGGUCAGGGGGAUAUGCUGUGCUGCUGACGCUUUACAGAGAAACGCAGAUCCCAGGAGGUAAAGGUUAUAUGUUUAAGAUGGAGCUCCAGGCAGAAGCUCAGCAUCUCUGUGACAAAUCGUUUACUGUGCCUGAUUUAGGCAGUAAGUACACCGCCUGGAGCUCAGUGAGCACUCUGAUCCAGAAGAACCUGCUGAUAAAGACUCACAACCCUGCAAGGUAUUCUCUGACAGAUGAAGGUCUGGCUUUGGCCGAGCGGCUGGCUUCACUGGAACAAACAAAGAAAGACGGCCCAGAGGGAGACAGAGAGGAGGUCAGGAGUGAAUUAGAGGAGACUGAGGAAGAUGAGAAAGUCGUAGACCUUACUGGAAGUGAUGAAGAUGAAGAAGAGAAGGAGGACAACAGAAUACACCCUACAGAGAGAGGAGCCGGUGUCACCCAGGUGAGCGGCGACGUGGACGACACGCGUUCAUCGGGGAAAUCCCAGAAUUCACAGACAAGAAGCAGAAAUCCGAAUGCAGAGUGUCUCCUGCCUGGAACGUAUGAAAUUAUACUCUGUGUGGACUUCAUUGAGACCACUGGCGGCAGCCACCAUCGUAAGCAGGAGCUGGUCAAAGAGCUUCAGAGAAAUGGCAUCAACUUUGACAUCAGGAAACUAAACAUUGGAGACUUCCUGUGGGUGGCUCAGGAGAAGGUGGCACCUGUUCCAGGUCAGCUGCGAGCUCCUGUAGGCAGGGAGCUCGUCCUUGAUUACAUAGUCGAGAGGAAGAGGAUGGACGACCUGUGUGGCAGCAUCAUCGAUGGACGCUUCAGAGAACAGAAGUUUCGACUGAAGAGAUGCGGCCUUCGUAAGCCCAUCUAUUUAGUAGAGGAGUGUGGAUCAGCUGCUUCUCACCUGAGUUUACCUGAAACUACACUGCAGCAGGCUAUAGUCAACACACAGGUCGUUGAUGGCUUCUUUGUGAAGAGAGUCCAGGAUGUGAGGGAGUCGGUGGCCUACCUCACCAUCAUGACCAGAUACCUGAGUAAACUGUACCAGAACCGAACGCUGAUCUGUCGCUCCAGAGAGCUCGAGGGCGACGGGAGCAGUGAUGAAGAGGAGCGGGGGAAGCCCUCCUGCUCUCUCAUGUCUUUUGCGGAGUUCAAUCACGGUGCAAUCAAAAAUAAGUGUCAGACGGUGAGAGAAGUGUUUGCCAGACAGUUGAUGCAGAUUAGCGGUUUAUCAGGAGACAAAGCAGCAGCUAUACUGGAACACUACAGCACUCCGCACAGUCUUCUGACAGCAUAUGAACAGUGUGCAAGUGAAUCAGAGAAAGAGAAACUCCUCGCCUCAAUCCGAUAUGGGAAGCUCAAAAGGAACCUGGGUCCAGCUCUGAGCAGAACAGUUUAUCAGCUCUACUGUACUCAAGGAGCUCUGUCAUGAAGGCAGCACUCAAGUAUGGUCGCAAAGCAAACUCAGCAAUGUGAAUUACACGUAGUCAUUAACUUUUAAGUCCUCCUUUAUUUCUGAGGAUGAUUAUAUACAUGUUCAUGUAAAUGUCA